Malania oleifera is the source of this 2412-nucleotide messenger RNA. RefSeq names its product beta-glucosidase-like SFR2, chloroplastic. Gene Ontology annotation, biological process: carbohydrate metabolic process. Lineage: Eukaryota; Viridiplantae; Streptophyta; Magnoliopsida; Santalales; Ximeniaceae. Gene Ontology annotation, molecular function: beta-glucosidase activity. The record is from RefSeq and is a predicted model, not a curated record. The transcript is spliced from 11 exons. The coding region runs from base 44 to 1984 and encodes 646 amino acids.
AUAUGCCUUACCCUUCUCAGUUCAGUAGUAAGUCCUCGAAGAAAUGUCGUUCGCGGCUCUUUUCGUAGCGGCGACGAAGCUUGCCGGAAUCGUGGUCACGGUCACCGUCGCCGCCAACGCCUUCUCCUUCUCUCGAUUCCAGCGGAAGAACCUCCGGCCCUUCCGCUCACCCAUCGAAGAGGACUCAGAUACGCUUGCUGUCUUCAACGUUAACCGUUCCAGUGAGGAUGAAAAAGAGUUCUUCUUCGGUUUAGCAACAGCACCUGCACAUGUUGAAGACAGGCUCAAUGAUGCUUGGCUCGAGUUUGCAGAAGAGAACCCAUGUGACAAAUCAGAGUCACUGCCGAGCCAUCAAUCAGCAGAUGCUCUAAUGGCUGUGGCUACUGGUGAUGGUGGAUCUCAGCAGGCUUUGUUGUCUGUGAAGAAACCUAAUAUGACGAUGAAGAAGAAAAAACCUGUUAAGAUAGCGAUGGAAGCCAUGAUCAGAGGGUUUCAGAAGUACAUAGAAGAAGAACCUGAACCAACUGAUGAGUCCCAUCAUAAUGUAGCUGCUUGGCACAAUGUUCCACACCCGGAGGAGAGGUUGAGGUUUUGGUCCGACCCUGAUACAGAAUUGAAGCUGGCUAAAGAUACUGGAGUUCGUGUUUUCCGAAUGGGAAUAGAUUGGACGAGGAUCAUGCCCAAGGAGCCAGUCAAUGGACUAAAAGAAACUGUGAAUUAUGCUGCAUUGGAGCGAUAUAAGUGGAUCAUCAACAGGGUUCGCUCUUAUGGAAUGAAGGUAAUGCUGACUCUUUUCCAUCAUUCAUUGCCACCGUGGGCUGGAGAAUAUGGAGGGUGGAAGUUGGAAAAAACUGUUGAUUAUUUCAUGGAUUUUACCAGGCUUGUUGUUGAAUGUGUAUCAGAUAUUGUUGACUUCUGGGUUACAUUUAAUGAGCCUCAUGUCUUUUGUAUGCUGACAUAUUGUGCGGGUGCUUGGCCUGGUGGUAAUCCUAACAUGCUUGAGGUGGCCACUUCUGCUCUACCAACUGGUGUCUUUAAACAGACCAUGCAUUGGAUGGCCAUUGCACACUCAAAGGCCUACGAAUAUAUCCAUGAACAGAGCAACACCUCAUCCAAGUCAAUGGUUGGAGUGGCACAUCAUGUUUCAUUUAUGCGGCCAUAUGGUAUCUUUGAUGUUGCAGCUGUUUCACUGGCCAACUCCUUGACCAUCUUUCCUUAUGUGGAUAGUAUUUCUGACAAGUUGGAUUUUCUAGGAAUCAACUAUUAUGGGCAGGAAGUGGUCUCUGGUGCUGGGCUGAAGCUUGUAGAGAAUGAUGAAUAUAGUGAAUCUGGACGUGGUGUUUAUCCUGAUGGACUCUACCGCGUGCUGCUUCAGUUCCAUGAAAGAUACAAACAUCUAAACGUGCCCUUCAUUAUUACUGAAAAUGGAGUUUCUGAUGAGACGGACUUAAUCCGACGACCUUAUUUGUUGGAGCAUUUACUUGCUAUUUAUGCUGCCAUGAUGAGGGGUGUCCCAGUGCUUGGCUACUUGUUUUGGACUAUUUCUGAUAAUUGGGAAUGGGCUGAUGGAUAUGGUCCCAAGUUUGGGCUUGUAGCAGUUGAUCGUGCCAAUGGUCUUGCCCGAAUUCCUCGUCCUUCAUACCAUUUGUUUUCCAAAGUGGCUACUUCUGGCAAAUUAACACGUCAGGACAGGGUGCGGGCAUGGAAUGAACUCCGAAGUGCUGCUAAAGAGAAGAAAACACGACCAUUUUAUCGAGCAGUUAAUAAAAGGGGUUUAAUGUAUGCAGGAGGUCUUGAUGAACCUAUACAGCGGCCUUUUAUUGAGCGAGAUUGGCGGUUCGGACACUAUGAGCUGGAUAGCCCUCAGGACCUGUUAAGCUGCUUGUCAAGAUACAUCAUCCGACCUUUCUCCUGGAAAAGGAAAACAAAACCACAUGCAGAUGAUGCCGAGUUGGUUCUUCAGCCUCUUGAACCAAGCCUCUGAUUGGUUAUGUAUAGGCUUGGGAAGAUUUUCACUGUGUUUCUAUUGAAGGUCUGGCCAGAGCAAAUCAAGAAUGAGCAGUGGCAGGGCAUGGAGCAACACUUGAUUACUAAAGGAUCAACCCAAUGAAGUGGGCAUGCUUGAGUAAUUUGACUUGAGAAAAAAAAAAAGGGUUGUAUAAGUAUGAUAAUAGAAAUUUGUUGCUGAUGAGCUGCGAACUAGUUCCAUUUGUUUGUCAUAUAUUUUUAUUUUUAUUUUUACUAUCAUUAUGACCACAGAGAAACUAGGUUUUUAAAAUUUGUCUUCUCAGAGUAUCUCAGGAAGAUGCAAGGCGGUGUUAGGGCUCAAGAUUGUGUGGGGUCUACAUAAUAACAAAUUAAAAAUGAGUAUAUAUUUACUUUUAAUUGUUUUAAUUAAUUUUUAUUUACACA